This is a messenger RNA of Akanthomyces muscarius, 462 nucleotides long. RefSeq lists its product as uncharacterized. The transcript is spliced from 2 exons. The record is from RefSeq and is a predicted model, not a curated record. Lineage: Eukaryota; Fungi; Ascomycota; Sordariomycetes; Hypocreales; Cordycipitaceae. The coding region runs from base 1 to 462 and encodes 153 amino acids.
AUGAAGUCGUCUUCCGACACGAAACGGGACGCCAUCGCUGGUAGUAAACCCCAGAGACGUCGCCCAUACGAGCCCAACUACCUGCCACCGAGCCUCAACAUGCCCGACAACCACACCAAGACCACUGCUACCGGCAGUGGAAGCGGCACCACCUCCUCCUCCGCCGGCGCCAAAUCGUCCACUGGCACUGCGUCUUCUACCGCUGCGGCCUCGUCUUCUGGAGCUGUCAGUAGCGCCACAAACACCUCGACCUCUUCCGCCGGCAACAACACCGCCUCCAACACCGCCGCCUUGAGCGAGAUGAUUACGAACCGCGACCCAGACCUGCUCCUUUGCCUGAGCAGGGGCGAGCUGCCUCGCGAUCGCACCCGAAGGGCUCCCCGCUGGAGGGAUAUCUCGGAGAGGUGGCAGCCAUUAGCCAAGCGCAAAUCAAAUGUCAUGAAGAUUCUGUGCCCUGUCUGA